Messenger RNA from Neurospora tetraspora, 408 nucleotides. RefSeq lists its product as uncharacterized. The transcript has 2 exons. The coding region runs from base 1 to 408 and encodes 135 amino acids. The record is from RefSeq and is a predicted model, not a curated record. NCBI's taxonomy places the organism in Eukaryota, Fungi, Ascomycota, Sordariomycetes, Sordariales, Sordariaceae.
AUGAUCCAGGAAUCUAGAGACCUCGUUGUCCUAGGUCUGCCAAAGCCAAACGAGGUUGAAGCACUUCGAAGAUGCGGCUCCCGCAAAAAGUCAGGUUCCAAUGUCCACACUACCAGCGAGAACAGAAGCUUCGAAGUCGAGAGCCUAGGAUCCUCCCUCACCUCUGUCUCCCAGGGCACCGAGACUAGCCAUGGAGAAGCCGCUUCGACGAAAGCGUCUCAACGGUCCAUUUCGGUUCGGUCAAGGCAGCGGUUGCACAAGGAUGACCAAGAUACAAUCCGUGGUCCCUUGGGGCUUCGACAGAUCCACUCGUCUCCGGAACCCUUGGUCGACUUGAUUUUCGUACACGGACUUCGAGGCGGAUCCAUCAAAACAUGGAGGAAGGGACUCGAUCAAAGCUGCUUUUGA